Molecule: messenger RNA, 749 nt
Organism: Eublepharis macularius
Lineage: Eukaryota; Metazoa; Chordata; Lepidosauria; Squamata; Eublepharidae
Gene: FNDC8
Product: fibronectin type III domain containing 8
Exons: 4
Coding region: 73-747 (224 amino acids)
Cellular component (GO): nucleus
Molecular function (GO): protein binding
Source: RefSeq, a predicted model, not a curated record
AACAAGCAUCCAAUUUGCCACAGCGGAAAGGCUCUCCUUUCUACAAGGCACGAUCUCCCUGCACACUAGAAAAUGUUUCAGCUGUACAGAAGUGACAUCGAUUCCAGCACCACCAGCACAUCCAGUUCUCCUCGAAGAAGCACCAGCGGGACCCCAAAGAGCAGCCCUCCCUUCUCCACCAGCAAUUUAAACCAGACCUUGGAUGAGUUGCUGGCUGGGGUUUUAGUCCAGGAGAAAGAUAUAUCAAAGCCCAAGCUGAAGCGAUCCAUCCUCAGCGGCCUGCCAGCCAUCCCAGUGGACCUGGAUGUGAGUGACGGAGAGACAAGUUUGUCAGACAGCAGCUCGGACUCACCCGUAUGUGUGGACCUGCCACAGCAACCCGAAGUGUACCAGCACACCGUCAGCAACGUCAGGGCUGAGCUUUCUUGGACAGGCCCGCGCAGCGGUGAGUUGGUUUCCUUCUAUGAGCUACAACUACAGGAGGCCAAACAGACUGGGCAAGACAAGAGCAUUAAGUGGUUUUGUUCGCAGAUAGAAGAACAUUUGGAGAACCUCACCCCUGGCACCGAAUACCUGUUCCGCGUGCGAGCUCUCAAUGUGGCUGGGGCUGGGAAGUGGAGCAAACCUUAUAAAUUUGCCACUAUGCCAGCUGUGAAAGGCCUGGCCCUGGAUCCAUCUCCCGUUAUCGCUGUUGUGCGACGGCACACGAAGCCCCAGAAGAAAACUAUCUUCCUUCCUGCUUCCUGAGG